CGCUGGCUGUUAUCCCGUUGAAAUUCGACAUCUAAUCAAGAAAAACCGAGAAAAUCCCCGGAAAGGAGCAAAACAAAGUACUACGCAAUACCACUGCGAUGGCGACGAUUGAAGAGGCGAGCGGGUGUUGAAAAAAUCAGAUCGGGAUAGGAUUUGGCCAUAAGUCGGCCCAAGAAGUCAGCCAAAUUCCUGAAAAACGCUAAUCAAACCGAGGCCCAAACGUACAGAAUCGCUGUCGGUGGCACACAGAUGAGACAUGCAAAUAGUGCUGAUGGUUAAGACACAUCGCAGCAGCAGUGGACAUAGCGGACUAGAGCAAUAACAGUAUAGACGAAGACCCGAUCGUCUCCAGAAGUCGUGUCCUGGGUGGCAGAAUGUCCAAGAGGAGUUGUCACAUACUCACCCUGCUGGGUUUGUGCCUGGUCUGUCAUGAGGCGGCCGUGGUUAAGGGUCAUGUGUUGGUCUACCGAAAAGCAACGAGCCAGUUGAUUGAGGAAUUCAAUGAUAUGCCAGCACAAUUCGGCCCCCAUCUGCCAUCAAAUGGUCUCAAAGUGUACGUGGUUCCCGCCAAGCGCCCUUACUAUGGUUGUGAUAGUCUGGACAGGCCACCGCACCUGAAUUACCCACCCUCAGCCAAAUUUGUAGCCCUAGUAUCGCGCGGUGGCGAUUGCACCUUUGAGCGGAAGGUACGAGUGGCCCAGAACGCAAGCUAUUCUGCUGUGAUUGUUUACAAUAAUGAAGGCGAUGACUUGGAACAAAUGUCCGCUGACAAUUCGUCUGGCAUUAGAAUACCCUCGGUUUUCGUGGGCCAUACGACCGGUGUGGCUCUGGCCACCUACAUGACGCCCGAAGUGGUGCUAAUCAUCAACGAUGAGCUGCCCUUCAACAUUAACACCCAGCUGAUAUUGCCCUUCUCCAUACUGAUUGGCCUCUGCUUCAUCAUCAUGGUUAUCUAUAUGAUCUACAAGUGCAUCCGCGAGCAGCGCCGCCUGCGUCGCCAUCGACUGCCAAAGAGUAUGCUGAAGAAGUUGCCAGUGCUUCGCUACACGAAAAACAACGCGAACAACAAAUAUGACACCUGCGUGAUUUGUCUGGAGGACUUCAUCGAGGACGAUAAGCUGCGUGUGCUGCCAUGCUCGCAUCCUUAUCACACACAUUGCAUCGAUCCAUGGCUAACCGAAAAUCGACGCGUCUGUCCCAUCUGUAAGCGCAAGGUUUUUACGAAGGGCGAAGCGCGUGCAAGUCGGAGUCGACAGCCUUCUUUGGAUAAUGUCACCGAUACAGAUGACGAUACGACGCCUCUGCUGCAGCAACAACAGUCCAACAGCCGGCAGGCGGUGCAGGUGAGCUCCGCCUCCUCAGCUGCCGGAGCAGCUGCCGGGAGCAGCUCGAGUGUUGCGGCGGCUGCUGUCGCCGGAACAACGCGACACGGAACCUUCCGACGUGGAGACGCUGGCCGAAAUCCAUUCGAGGAGUCGCAAAGCUCUGACGAUGAGAACGGUGCGUCUGCUCGCGAAAUUAAUUCUUUGAUUGUUCAAAUAACUAAUCGAAUUGCUUAUGCAGUCCUGCUGAACUCAGCUGUGCGUCCGGCCACGUCCUCUGGAGCCCACGAACGCAUCAAUCCAUUCGAUCGUGCUCCUAAUCUGCCGGCUCAUCUAGCCGAACAGUUAACUGAAAGUCGUCCCUCGGUCUGGUCGCGAAUUAAUUUUGGGUCGUUCUUCCGCCGCCAGCCAACAGUUAUUAGUGUGGCGGCGCCACCCUAUCUGGAGCACGUUGAGUCCGGUACCAGUGCCAUGGGUUUGCCAGUGACGGGGACAAUUGCUGUAGCCUCGCCCGCAUCGAACAACAUCCUCAAUCCGAAUUUAAGCGGCUCCUUCAAGGACGACGACGAUAUGCCACCGCAUCGCUCGAUCUACGAACCGAUAGCAAUCAGCACGCCUGCCGCGGACUCAACAGGCGUCGACGAUUCGGCGUUCCUGCAAACGCCCACGCAGGGCGGCAUAGGCGUGGCCGCCCUGCCGCACAGCGCAUCCGAUCGCCAGUUUCUCAUAUGAGGCGAGUUAGUUCGCCGCGAGUCCUUAGCCUGUAGGUUGUAGGUGGUCGCCGAUCCUCGAACAAUGAACCCGGGUCCGGUUUUCGUUUGGGUUCGCGAUCAAUGCUGUGGCUGCCAGCUGCUUUGUUUUAAACAAUUAACAAAUGUUUAUUAUUAAUAUUAAUAAAUAUGUAGCCGAACCUUGUGUUGGACUGUGCGCUGUCCCACUUCCAGGGCACCCACCCACAAAACCCAAUCACAGACACGAAACACACACACGUCAUUUAUAUGCGUAUACAAAUUGUGAUUUAUUUUAUAUACAUUUUACAAUUAACCCAAUUGGCACACUGAAUACCGCCUAGCCUGCAAACUCCCAACCAAAAAUGUAAACGGUAGAUGCAAACCGAAAAAUACCAAGUUAAGAUUUAAUUGUUUACCUGAUUCGCAUUAAUCAUUGAUCUGUUGUACAAUUCAAACACCCAAAUAUCCAAACAACACUAAGACACACCUAUUAAACUGAUUCACGACCAUAGUCAUGUUUUUCCCAAAUAGUGGUCUUUUUAUUUUGAUGUAUUUGAGAACUGUUUUCCAACAAAAUCGCAAUGAAAUUAAUUGAAACAAAUGAUUAAAUGGCAUUGGCCUGUAUAUUGUACAUUAUUCUCGAUUUAACUAAUUUUAAGUUUACUAUAUAGCGUAUGAAACUGAAAUCCAAUGAUGCAAUAGAUUUUCGACCCAUGUCUAUUUUUUCAAAUAUGAUCAAAUUAUAAUUCAAGUCAAUGUCGUUGCCACACUCUACUAAAGUAGAAUCCGUAAGCGCUAGUUUGUGAUUAUUUUUCCCAAAAAAAAAUUAAGUAUGCAACCACUAAAAGCUGUUUACAACAAAACGAAAUCAAUUAGGGCAUAGAUGCAGAUAUAUAUAUUUAAAAAUGCUGUGGCAGUAUAAUCUAAAUAUAAUUUACAUUCAAGAAAAUAAACGUAAU
Messenger RNA from Drosophila takahashii, 3012 nucleotides. NCBI's taxonomy places the organism in Eukaryota, Metazoa, Arthropoda, Insecta, Diptera, Drosophilidae. The record is from RefSeq and is a predicted model, not a curated record.